This is a messenger RNA of Ruditapes philippinarum (Manila clam), 1864 nucleotides long. RefSeq names its product kyphoscoliosis peptidase-like. The coding region runs from base 1 to 1341 and encodes 446 amino acids. The record is from RefSeq and is a predicted model, not a curated record. NCBI's taxonomy places the organism in Eukaryota, Metazoa, Mollusca, Bivalvia, Venerida, Veneridae. The transcript is spliced from 4 exons.
AUGGGCUUUGGAAAUUCAAAGCAAGACACUGUUCAUGACCCCGUGAAACCAAAUAGCCAAAGAGACACAAGUAAUGCUUCCAAGAAUCAAAACCGCGUGAAACAGAAAUACGAUUACCAAUUAAUAGAUCAACAUGCAAGACAGGCACCAAAGGGUUUGAACAAUUCUGCAGAAGAACUUGUGGCGUAUUUGUCAUCGGUUUCUAAAGAUCCAAGAAUGCUUGCAAGAGGAUUUUUCGUCUGGAGCUCAGAAAAUAUAAGGUAUGACUUUGAUGGAUAUGUUGGGAGAUCGGAAAAGGCCCCACAUGACCCAGAAUCAGUCAUGAAAAAUGGUAAAAGUGUGUGUGAAGGAUACGCAAGGGUGUUUGAGUUGUUAUGCAGUAAAGCUGGGAUUCCGGUAAAGAUUCUAUCUGGAUUUUCGAAGAGUUAUGGCUAUUCACCUUCCAAACCUUUUUCGUUAAACACAAGAACAGAUCAUGCAUGGAAUGCAGUCCAACUUGAGGGAAAAUGGUACCUUGUAGACUGUACAUGGGGUUCAGGUCACCUUGAUAGUAAAACAAAUAACUUUAAAAAGGAAUUUAAUGAUUUCUACUUCCUUACAGAUCCAAGGCAAUUUAUUUCUGCUCAUUUUCCAUACAUGGAUAAUAAUCUGCAAGAAAGUCAGAAAUGGCAGUUAUUAUCCAAGCCGAUCAGUCUGGAAGAGUUUAAUAAAAACCUAAAAUACAGUCCAGCGGCUUUCAAAAUAGGAGUGCAGGCAGUAAGUCACACAACAGCAUAUUUUAAAAUGAAAAAUGAAUUGCAGAUGUCUUUCAAAAGUCUUGGAAAGGCAGAAAUCAUAUUCUGUUCCAGAUUAAUGUAUGAAGAAGGUAAUGGGUUAAAAGAACAAGGAAAUUCAACAUUUGGAUAUCACGAAAAAGAUGUUUACAAGAUUUUAGUUCAUCCACAAAAGCCGGGUAUGUACGAGUUAACCUUAUUUGGUAAAUUUGCUUCGGAUGAUAGAGACAAUAUUAUACCACAGGUAUUGGAGUACAAUUUCGAAUGUACAGAAGUUUCAGACGAAUCCCAUGAAUACCCACUUGAAUAUGAAGCAGCGUCUGUUGAAAAAUGCAUAUUGCAUCAGCCUCUCAGGGGUAAUCUCCCUUGUAACACUGAAAUUCAUUUUCGUAUCUCAGCACCCUAUCUUCAAAAUAUUCAGGUAGAAGAUACGUUACUUAAGAAGCAAGGUGCUAUGUUUACAGGCAAAGUUACAACACCUGAAAAAGGAAUUCAAGUAAACAUGUACGGUACAAGGGGAGAUCAAUACAGCAGAAUGAAUGGCUUGUACAAGUUUCAUACAGUGUGACUUCAUAAUUACAAAACAUCGCUAAGAUAAAAGAAAUUUUCACGUGGAGCAUUGCCUUCUUUGCUAUUAUAAAAGUCUGACUUUCAGUGUUCUUAAAGGUUGUCCUGCUGCUUUCUUGGGAUUUAGAUAAAUAUAUGCUUAUCAAUUAAUUUUUUAUCGUCAAAUAUUAUCACUUACUUCGUUGUCCAUGUAAAUGGUGCAGUCGUUCUAUGAAUUAGUUCAUAUGCAUUAUGCCAUGAUUUCCAUUCAGUAAAGAAUGUCAAAAUGUGAAUGUGAAAUGACCUACAUCCAGUCGAUUGUAAGAUCAGCUGAAAUCCUAAAGAUGCAUAGCACAAGCAAGAAAAUCAUGUAAACCUACGAGAAUAAACAUCUUCGUUAAUCACAAAUAUUCAUUUUAAAACCUGAUGAGUUUUAUCAAACUUUUCAUGUCAUUGUUUCCUAGGUAAUAGAGAUCCAUGAAGUCUUUACGUUUUUAUUUCCAUUUUGAUAUAAUUAUUUUGUAUUUUUCUUUUUCGAUUUUGUG